This is a messenger RNA of Silurus meridionalis, 1813 nucleotides long. It is a transcript of the gene tbx16, whose product is annotated as T-box transcription factor 16. The transcript is spliced from 9 exons. Gene Ontology annotation, cellular component: nucleus. The record is from RefSeq and is a predicted model, not a curated record. Gene Ontology annotation, molecular function: RNA polymerase II cis-regulatory region sequence-specific DNA binding; DNA-binding transcription factor activity, RNA polymerase II-specific. Gene Ontology annotation, biological process: positive regulation of DNA-templated transcription; pattern specification process; regulation of transcription by RNA polymerase II. Bases 110 to 1507 code for a protein of 465 amino acids. NCBI's taxonomy places the organism in Eukaryota, Metazoa, Chordata, Actinopteri, Siluriformes, Siluridae.
AGGAAAUCAUAUGGAGAGCUUGGUGCUCUGACUGAAAACGAUUCAAGGCUGAUUUUCCUAAUCUUUUCAGUGCACCUUGAUUUUUCUUACAGACAAAUAAUCUUGAGAAAUGCAAGCUAUUAGAGACCUCAAACACAACUUUAAUAUUCCACCUCCUUCUGCGAUGGCUGGACCAACAGACUCCUUUCACCAAGGGGACAUUAGGCUAACCUUGGAGGACCCUGAGCUCUGGAAGUCCUUCCAUGAGAUUGGUACAGAGAUGAUCAUCACAAAGCCUGGCAGGAGAAUGUUUCCUCAUUGUAAGAUAAAUAUUUCUGGACUUUUGCCCUAUGCAAAAUACAUCCUCCUGGUGGACAUUGUGCCUGAAGAUGGCUUCAGAUACAAGUGGAAUAAGGAUAAGUGGGAGGUAGCAGGUAAGGCUGAGCCACAGCCACCCUACAGGACAUACCUGCACCCAGACUCACCAGCACCGGGAAGCCAUUGGAUGAAGCAGUCUGUCUCCUUUCUCAAGCUCAAACUCACCAACAAUGCUCUUGACCAACAUGGACAUAUCAUCCUUCAUUCCAUGCACCGCUACCAUCCCCGUUUCCACAUUGUGCAGGCUGACGACCUCUACAGUGUUCGCUGGAGCGUGUUCCAGAAUUUUACCUUCCCGGAGACCUCCUUUACCGCUGUCACGGCCUACCAGAACACCAAGAUCACCAAGCUGAAAAUUGACAACAACCCCUUCGCCAAGGGAUUCAGAGAUGAGGGCAUGAACUCAAAAAGACGUGCCAGCAGAGGUCCGGCUGAUCCUGAGCGACUGGCUAAGAGGCUGAACUCAAUGGUCAGGGAUUCGGAUCAAGAUAGCCCACCAGAUUUGCGCCGCUCUACCUAUGAGGGACUUGCAGAAGCGAGAGUUGCCUGCAAGGAGGGAGUUAAAGAGGAGGAACCAAAUUCUCCGUGGGGGGGAGCAUCUGAUAGGGAGAACAACCACAGCCUGGAAAGAGAUUCGCCUCUGGGAUCUAACGCUCGAGAUAUGUACAGCUCCGAACAGCUGGUUCCAGGACAUGGCACAUACCAGCCUUACAGAUUUCCCGAUUACAACAAAUCCCCAUCUCCAACCUCCUCCAGUAUGAGCAGCAGUGCUGGACGUUCCAGCUUUGAAUCUCGGGUCCCUGAUAUAGCCGGUGUGCCUGAGCAGGAGAGCAAAGCCACUGAUCUGGUUGUCCCACAGUGCCCUCCCCCUGCCACAGCUGGUGUGCAGGACUAUGCUGGGGUGCUGAAUGUAGCUGUGGCACAAGCUAAGCCGGGAAUGCUGGGACAUCACACACUCUAUGCCCCCUACAGUGCUGAUCAGCCCCUGAGCCAGUGGAGCGGGACAAGCUCGGCUCAAUACCCGUCCCACCCUCACCACCAUCACCACUUAGCAGCGGACUACGGAUCCCAAGCCGUCCAUCAUGGCUACCACCACGCCAACAUGGCUGACUGGAGCCAGUACCCACUCUUCUCAUACUCAUGCUGGUGAUCAGAGAUUCAGGAUUUUUCUGGAAAUCAGAAAAGUGCACCGGAGGGUUGGACAGAAUGGUCGGACUUGAAGAAGGUCGUGUAAAGCAUUUGAGCAAACUUAAGCUUUUUGUCGAUUUUUCGUGAAGGUCGUGUUGUUUGCUUCAGUUGCUUCACUUCAAGACAAAGCUAGCGCUGACUGCAUGAUGGCCAAAAGAUGAAUGUAUCUUAGUGUCAUGCUUCCUGUUUCAGAAGUCUAAUGUUUGCUCGGAGCCCAAAAAGGACUUGCUUUCUUUUUGAAACGUUUGGUUUAUAGGUGUGUUUAUUU